Molecule: messenger RNA, 893 nt
Organism: Triticum aestivum (bread wheat)
Lineage: Eukaryota; Viridiplantae; Streptophyta; Magnoliopsida; Poales; Poaceae
Exons: 2
Coding region: 193-606 (137 amino acids)
Source: RefSeq, a predicted model, not a curated record
CAUAGCUAUAGGGAGCAGGGAUUCAACAUCCGUUUUGUCCAUCUCGUCUCAUUUGUCUUUCGUCGUGGUCGUGUUGGAAACCUCUCUCUCUCCUCCUUUCCUUUUGAAAUGAAAAUUAAGAUGAGACAGAAAAUUGAACUAAUCGUGUGCUCUUGUGUCUUGUCCUAGCUAGCUAGCUAGCUUGGAUCCACCAUGGACGUCGACGGCGAGACCAUGGGCAAGAAGAAGAUCCCGGUCACGGAUGCUGCCCGGCUGGUCAGCGCUUGGGCGCUCUUCACCGCUUGCGUCUUCCUCGCCUCCUUCGCCCUCGCCUGCUACCACGUCCCGUGCGACCUGUGCGUCCAGCCGACGGACAUUACCGGGAUGGUGUACUGCGCUGCGACUCAGGCGGCCGUGGCGGCGCUGGCGCUGCUGCUCCCAGGCCGCCACCUCUGCGUCCGCAGUGCCCUCGCGGACCUCGCGCUCGUGCUCACCAUCGUCGUCCACCUCAUCCUCACGUUGGCUGUCGACCCCGACAACAUCCUCGUGAUCUACUGGGCCAUCUUCUUCAUGGCGGGCGACUUGGUCAGCUCCCUGGCCCUCCUUUUGGGAGGUGAGGAGGAUUGAGGACCGAUUAGGUCAGCUCAUGAUCGAGGCACUGGUGAUGACUGACUGACUGACGAGUAGUUCUAUGAUUCUAUCUUAUGCACGAUGUGAGGAUCGAUCGAUCGAGAUACGGACAUACGGUAUCGAUCGAGAUACGGUAUUGAGGAUCGAUGUAGUGUUCCACCGUUUGGUUUCGACUUCUGAAAUAUGCAUGCAUGGCAGAGCGCCUGAGUUUUAUCGUCAAAAAAUAAAAAAAGAUGUAAUCUGGACGAUCCGAUCCUAUGAUGAUUUAAUCUGCUAGCUGUUUC